CAGCAGUAGUGAGGAGCGGCGACAGAUGGCGGAGGCUCACCCACCUCCCACCCAACCAGACCAUUGUUGUUGACAUUUAGAUUUAGUGAGGAAGCUGCUGCUGCAUCAGUUCAUCAGUUAAAGAUGUUGAAGACAGUGGUGUGAAUCAUGUUGUACAUCCUGCUUCUAUAUGCUGUUGUCCAAGGAGCAGGGGCUAAAUCAUCAUGGGAAUGCCUUGCCCUGGAUGGAGAACUUGUGCCCAAUGGGGAGUCAUUUGUCCCCGGACCCGACUACUGCACUGUCUGCAAGUGUGAUGAAGGCAAACCUCGUGUGUGUCGAGCUGUUCUGUGUCAGCCACCACAGGAUUGUAAUUCCUUCCGGUUAGGGAGAUCAUGCUGUGAUUUCAUCUGCCUGGAUGGCAUACUUCCCAAGAGGCCAGAUGGUAGUGGAAACAUGCCUUCCACAGACUUGGGGUUACGCUAUGUAGCCUCUGCUGUCACGGCCAUACUGUCUCUCGCUCUCUUGUUGUUCUCACACAGGUUGAGACAGCGUCGAAUCAGAGCUCAGCAGCAGUACUAUGAGGAUCAGCUGGACUCUCCAGGAGGACUUCACCCAGACUCUUGCCAGAGCAAUGCUUGCUGUCACAAUGCUGCAUACUGCAAUGGCAAUGACCAUGUUGAUUUUUUCCUAGAUGGUCAUACACCUCCUUAUUCUAUGUGGAAGCCUCCCUCCUUCUACUUCCCUCAUGAAGAUGCUCCACCACCUUACAGUGAAGUGGUGGGUAGUUCAUACAGAUUAUCAGAGGCCAGCAACUCUCUGGGUCCAUUUAUGGUACAGCUUGGACCUUCCGGGGAGUCCUCAGAUAACAACAGAGGGAGCAUAGCAUUGAUUGGUGCCAUUGGUGGGGGCUACAGGAGGCCCAGUUCACCAUCACUUUCACCUCAUAACAUCACCCCAGAGGGUGCUAAGGGAACGGGAGUUACGCUCAGAUCCGACGAAAUGUAUGAGGAUGGUAACCCAGACAUGGACGGUCCUCCUCCUUGCUAUACAUCAUCGCAGCCUCUGAAUGAUCUCAACCGUGGCACUGAUUUAAGGGCUGUGGGGGAAUUUGUUCCUGCUGUUAGUAAUGAUGCUGCUGGAUGUUCAGCCACUGCAGCAACUACACAAGAGUGUGUGUGUGGUGAAGAUUCUAGCUGCAACCUUUGUGCUUCACACAAACAUGGUGCCAGCAGGAACAACAACACAGUUCAACAGCCGUCAGUGUCUCCUAUUAGAAUGCGUCCCCCCCGAGAGAAGCGUUCGUCACUACUACAGAGAGAUGGUGAACGGACCUCCACCUUGGAAGAAUUUCAGCUGUGUCUCAGCAUGGACAUUUCUGACUCCUCAACCUCAUCUGAUGUUCCUACACGGACAUUUUCCUCAUCUUCUGAAGAUUCUACCUCCAUGGACACAACGUCUGAGAUGCGGUGAACUGUCAUCAUGAUUGUUGUCAAAUGAAGCUUACAAAGACUGGUUUGCUUCCACAAGUGACUGAAGUCAACUGUUGUGCUACCUAAUAGUCUUCUUCCUUCCACCAAUUAUUAGUAUUUAAAGCUUUUUCUCAUCUUUCACAUUGAUGCAGAAGUGGAAAAUUAAGCCAUGUAUAUUAACAAUCAUAUUAAGCUUAUUUUGAAAUUUGAAUGGUGUCUUUUAUAGAAGGUAUGUAAGACCAAGUGAAUGAGGCUCACUAAUUUGACAGUUUAAGUGCUUCGAACAAAACACAAAAGCAACAUUAGGUUCAUACAGUACAAACAGCACAAGGGUCAGAAAGAAAAGUACAGUGAGUGUUUGUUCUGCACACUUAGCCAUGAGACAGGAUCAGGUUAAUUGUAUCAGUUUACUUUAAUUGGAUAUUAUUGUUUUUGUUAUUUUCAUAUUAUAUAAAUCAUCAAUUUAAUUGGGGAAUCUGUGUACAGUUCAUUGUAAAUAACAUGACAUUGUAAAGUCCAACAACUCAAAACAUGUCAUGUCUUUAAAAAAAAAUUAGUUUUCUCAUAAACAACAUUUGUACCUUUACACAGAACUCAUGAUUGCAUGUGUUUCUGGGUGUUGCCAUGCAGUGUUACCAUACCCAACACCACACUACUUUCUUGUGAAUACUCAGUUUAAAUUCAUGAUGGUUAUGUCCCAAAGACUUUGCAAUAUUAUAUGUUUUCUGUUUUUGUUUUUUUCUAAUUUUAUAUUGUUCAAAGUUCAGAGUGGUUAGGACAAAUCUUUAAAAGCUGACCUAUGAGAAUACAAGCUUUGUCAGGGUGUGAAAAACUGUUGCAUCAAGUACCUGGUAACCACUUACGUCACCUCCCUUCUUAACCCCUUCACUGACUUAUCAUUCUUUUUCCAUUUUACCCUUUCACAGGGAGUCCAAAUCUCACCCAUUGACUGGCCGACCAAAAUACAUAGAUUUUUUCUUGAAUUUAUUUUUUCAUUUACUAUUUACGGGUAAUAAUAUGUAAAUUUUUUCUUCAUUAUUUAUUGAGUUGUAAUGCUAAACUAUCUGAUUAAGUGAUAAACGAACAAAAUAGUACAACAAAACUGACUUAUAUACUAAAACCUUUUAAUCUUAAAAUCUCUGGUUAAAUUAUAUACCCCUGUAAUACAGUCUACUGUACCUCUACAGUAGUAAUGCAGUCUUAUACCUGAUUUUGCAUAUGAACAAUGUACAGUAGCAUAGUCACACAGAGUUGUGGAGUUAGUGUACUCUCAGUUAAACUAGUUCUCUACAUUUGUGAAAAAUGUAUACAGUCACACAAAGUUGUCGAGUUUAUGUUUAACAGUACAGUACUGUACACAGUUAAAUUGGUUCUCUGUUUAAGUGAACAAUAUUCCAGACAAACUCUCUAGCUAUACAAGCCAUUGACCUCUCACUAUGAAAAUUUUUACCUGAGCUUUAGUUAGUUGUGUGUGCAAGGUUGGUCACACUACUGGUGAAACAAAAACACAUUUAUUUGUGUAACUUGAUGCUGCUGCUUUGUCAUGUAAUAUUGACCAAAAACAUCAAGCUAAAAUAUUAAUGAAAUGUAAAAUAUAUAUACAGUAGAUAAUAUGAUUGAUGGGAAGCAGUUCAAAGAUAUUAAAACUGUUGUGAAGAUGCCUGUUAUAUUUGUGAGGUGCAGGCAAGGAGAGGGGGGGUGAUAAGGCACUAGUGUUUUUCCUCUGCUCCUCAGUACAGUAAUGAAAACAAAAAGAGGAAAUAAGUGUACAAAGUCUUAAAAAAAAGUUAUAAUAAACUGCUGAAGGAGAGAUGGGAGCUCACAUUUUGAAAGAUGCACUGUACCGUACUGUACUGUACUGUACUCAUGUGUUGAUCUACAAAAUUACAGUCAUUCUAGAUUGAAUUAUUUCAUAAUUUCUUGAACAUAUUUCAAUGUUUCUGUAAUUGAUGAAAUUAAUUUACCUGCAAAUAUUUGUUCAUCUUGUCAUCUUGUUGCAAAUGACACUAGGGGAUGUCAGGCAUUAAACUGAAAAAUAAUGAAGAAUUUGUUCUAGAGAAUCCAGUGUGCAAUACAAUGCUUGAAUUUUAUUAAAUAAUACACCUUUUCACAUAUCCGUUGAGACAUUGUUACAUAACUAAUUGACAAAUUUCAUAACCGAAUGACAGAACACAUAUCGAAUGACAA
This is a messenger RNA of Homarus americanus (American lobster), 3635 nucleotides long. RefSeq lists its product as uncharacterized. The transcript has 7 exons. The coding region runs from base 148 to 1449 and encodes 433 amino acids. NCBI's taxonomy places the organism in Eukaryota, Metazoa, Arthropoda, Malacostraca, Decapoda, Nephropidae. Gene Ontology annotation, cellular component: membrane. The record is from RefSeq and is a predicted model, not a curated record.